Lacerta agilis (Sand lizard) is the source of this 2672-nucleotide messenger RNA. It is a transcript of the gene FTCD, whose product is annotated as formimidoyltransferase cyclodeaminase. NCBI's taxonomy places the organism in Eukaryota, Metazoa, Chordata, Lepidosauria, Squamata, Lacertidae. The transcript is spliced from 14 exons. Gene Ontology annotation, molecular function: folic acid binding; transferase activity. The record is from RefSeq and is a predicted model, not a curated record. The coding region runs from base 99 to 1871 and encodes 590 amino acids.
AAUGUGCUGCUGUGGGACGAUGACCAAUGAUGAAGACAGGCUUCAAAAGCAGAGAGGACAGUCCAAAGUGCCAUGGAGUGCUGUUUGGGGAAUAGUUAAUGAGAAAUCCCGGAGGUAGAGGAAGGCCAUUGGCUUUAAGCCAGAGAGUUCCUGAUCCCAUAGUUCCAUUUUGUCACCCAGAGCAGAAGAGGGGGAAAUCAUCCAGGACUCCCCACAACCCUGUGAAAGAAAACACAAACAGAGCAAUGUCAAAAUUAGUGGAGUGUGUCCCCAAUUUUUCUGAAGGCAACAACAAAGAGGUGAUAGAUGAGAUUGCCAAGGCCAUCUCUCAGACCGAGGGCUGCAUGCUCCUGGAUGUGGAUGCAGGCCCUUCCACCAAUCGGACUGUUUACACCUUCGUAGGAAGUCCUGAAGAUAUAAUUGAAGGUGCACUGAAUGCGGCCAGAACAGCUUUUCAACAUAUCGACAUGGCAAAACAUAAAGGUGAACAUCCUCGGAUGGGAGCCCUGGAUGUUUGCCCCUUCAUCCCAGUGAGGAAUGUUACUAUGGAAGAAUGUGUCCACUGUGCUAAUCUGUUUGGGAAGCGUUUGGCAGGUGAACUGCAUGUGCCUGUGUAUCUCUAUGGCAAAGCAGCUCUGAAGGAGAGCAGGAUAUCCUUGCCAGCCAUCCGAGCAGGAGAGUAUGAAGCCCUCCCGGAGAAACUAAAAAACCCAGAAUGGGCUCCUGAUUUUGGCUCUGCAACCUUUGUUCCAAGAUGGGGAGCCACAGUAACAGGCGCACGGACAUUCCUCAUAGCCUACAACAUCAAUUUGCUGUGUACAAAGGAGCUGGCACACCGGAUAGCACUGAACAUUCGGGAGCAAGGCCGCGGAAGGGACCAGCCUGGGCGACUGAAGCAGGUGCAAGGCAUGGGCUGGUACUUGGACGAGGAAAAUAUUGCUCAGGUUUCUGCAAAUUUGCUGGACUUUGAGACCACACCCCUUCACACCAUCUAUGAGGAGGUCUGCAAGGAUGCCCAGGAUCUCAAUCUGCCAGUGGUGGGAUCUCAGCUGGUGGGUCUGGUCCCCAAAAAGGCCAUGCUGGAUGCAGCAGAAUAUUAUAUUAACAAAGAAAAUCUAUUCAUCCUUGAGGAGGAUCAUAAAAUCAGACUGGUAAUCAACCGACUGGGGCUGGACUCUUUGUCUCCUUUCAAUCCCAAGGAGCGCAUCAUUGAGGAUAUGGUGCAGGAUGGCAAAGAGAGCGGCUGCCUGAGGUCCUUGCCUCUUCACACUUUUGUGCAGAAAGUUGGUGCCAGGUCAGCUGCUCCUGGAGGAGGAUCAGUAUCAGCAGCGAUGUGUUCUUUGGGGGCAGCGCUGGGCUGCAUGGCGGGGCUGAUGACCUAUGGGAAGCGUCAGUUUGAGGAUCUGGACCCAGUCAUGAGGCGGCUGAUUCCUCCAUUCCAUCAGGCCAUGCAGGAGCUGCUAGUCCUGGUGGACACAGACUCUCUGGCUUUCAGCAGCUACAUGGAUGCUAUGAAGCUCCCUAAGAACACACCUGAGGAAAAAGAAAGUCGGACAGCAGCUAUGCAGCUGGGCCUGAAAAGUGCAGUUGGUGUUCCCUUUUCACUGGCAGAAAAAGUCCAUUCUUUGUGGCCCCUUUUAGAAGAAAUGGCUCAGCAAGGAAAUAUCGCCUGCAAAUCAGAUAUACAGGUGGCAGCUAAAGCUUUAGAAGCUGGUGUGUUUGGUGCCUAUUUCAAUGUUGUCACCAACCUGAAAGAUAUAACAGAUGAAGGCUUUAAGCAAGAGGUGCAUGGGAAACUUUCCCACUUUUUAGAGGAAGCCAAGAAAAGUACUGCAGUUGUGCUACAUCAGCUGGAGAAGCGGACAAUGUGAAUAUCAGGAACUGCUUAUCUAUGGAUGUAUAAGAACCAAUUGUAGUUUUGCCAGGUUGUAUGUAGAUAGACACGCAGAUAUUUUGCCGAGUCAAAUACCAGAGCAACAGUGCUUGUGAUUUCUGUUCUACAGCUGCAAAUGCAGAGUCCCAUGUGCCCCAAUGCUAGUCUUGCACAUUGCUUCCUUGGUGGCUUGUUGUUCUUGGUCACCCCUUGAACCAAAGUAGCCCCACCCACAACACUAGGAUAACAGGAGGAUGCAUUAUUCUGUGACUCACAAAAUAUUUUUGAUAACUUUCUGUUGAAAGUUUGAGAUCUAGAAGAGGGAAGGUUGCUAUAGCUCAGUUCCUUUCAACAGUGUUCAUAAUGAAGUUCAGCUUGCUGUUGUGAGGACCAGCACCAAAGUCCUGGCUUCCGGUUUCCGGUUGCUUUAAUGGCACAGCUGCCACGAAAGUGGAGACUGUUAGCGAAGAUAAGCAAGGAUGAUUUGAGGGUAAUUGUCCCCACCCCUGGGCCCGGGGGGAGCAAGAUUCACUCACAGAUCGUCUCGGUACCUGGCUUUCACUCCGACAUGGAUGUGAGAGGUAGGGAUAUGCUGAGUGCAAAAGCACUUCGCCUCUCGGUAACCCUCCAAUGCCGCCAUUAAGAGCAGUGGUUAUUCUGUACGUUAAGAGCACAGACGCAUGCUGGUAAUGAUGGAAACAGCUACAAGGUCGUACAGAUUUAAAUUGCAAAGAAGACUUCAUUUGAGCAACAUGAUGGUAUGUGUUGUGGGUGGACCCAAUCGCUUCAUUACAAAUCC